AUGGCCGCCGGACACGCAGCGUUGUCACAUCAGCACCCCGUCGGCGUUCACCAGUCCAUCCCAAACACCACCCUCCGCGCUAGCAGGACCACCGUGCAGCACGUGCUCAAGAUUCAAGGAUAUUCAUGGAUGAGUAAGAGCUUCGACACCGGCAAGGGGCUCCGCUCCAAAUCCUUCUAUGUAGGAGGCACAACUGGCUGGCACAUCGCCUUCUACCCCAACGGCAAUCGCGUGGAGACCGACGACUCCGUCUCCGUCUUCGCCAUUCUUGACGACGCCGUCGCAGGCCGCGCCGUCGAGGCCGAGAUCGGGUUCGACGUCCUGGACCCAACCACCGGGGAGCCGAUGCCGCGCUACCGUAGACCUGGCGGCGGGGUCAUACGCCGGUUUGCACGCAUUGGUGCCUUCUGCGGAUGUGAAAAUUUCAUCCGGCUUGAAGAGCUCCAAGAAUUCCUCCUCAAGGACGACUGUUUCUGGGUCAGGUGCAACGUCACGGUGGUCGAGUUCCUUAGAGAGACUGCACCGCCUCCGCGGCCCGUCGUGGCCGCCAUACCACCACCCGACUGGGCCCAACACUUCGGUGACCUCCUGCGGAGCAAGCAGGGCGCAGACGUGAUGCUCGACGUAGGCGGGGACACUUUUGCGGCGCACCGGUGCGUGCUCGCGGCGGGGUCGCCGGUAUUCAAGGCCGAGCUUUAUGGCACGUUAGAAGAGUGCAAUGCAUAUGUACGGAUCGACGACAUGAGAGCUGAGGUGUUCAGGAAUCUGCUGCACUUUGCGUACACCGACGAGCUUCCGCCGGAGACAAUAGAGGAUGGUGCUGCGAUGGCUCGGGAUCUCUUGAAGGCCGCUGACAGGUACGACAUGGAGAGGCUCAAGCUGGUCUGCGAGGACAGAUUGUGGAGUCACAUCGAUGCAAGCACGGCGGCGACCACGCUGCUGCUGGCUGAGCAACAUCGCUGUCACCGUCUCAGGGAGGCAUGCUUCGAGUUUCUCCUCACGUCCUCGACCACACUAAAUGCAGUCAUGGCAACCGACGGCUUUGGCCAUCUGUGUAAAAGCAACCCCGGUCUAUUGAAGGAUAUAUUGUCCAAGCUCGCAACCCACCGAGAUCGCCGGCGAAGAAUUCGACAAUGGGAGGAAGACGACAACCACGGGUUCAUCCUCAGGACAACCGAAGGGGAUAAACUACCUGAACCGACUCACCACAUGCAUCUUGGUGGCUCUAGGAGCAUUGAAACGCACACGUCUUCAAGCGAGACACCUGAUCGUCGAACCCCUUUUCAUCCCGACCUGACUCGUGAUAUUGCUACCUUCAUUUCUUGGUCGUCUAAAAAUUGA
Messenger RNA from Triticum dicoccoides, 1341 nucleotides. RefSeq names its product BTB/POZ and MATH domain-containing protein 2-like. Gene Ontology annotation, biological process: protein ubiquitination. Bases 1 to 1341 code for a protein of 446 amino acids. Lineage: Eukaryota; Viridiplantae; Streptophyta; Magnoliopsida; Poales; Poaceae. The transcript has a single exon. The record is from RefSeq and is a predicted model, not a curated record. Gene Ontology annotation, molecular function: protein binding.